GGCGGCCGUGUCUGGAGGGUGGCUGUCUUGCAGGGUGCCAUGGGGGACUGGAGCCUGCUGGGGAGGCUGCUGGAGCGUGCCCAGGAGCACUCCACAGUGGUGGGGAAGGUCUGGCUCACCGUCCUCUUCGUCUUCCGCAUCCUGGUGCUGGGGGCGGCCGCUGAGCGAGUGUGGGGCGACGAGCUGUCCGGCUUUUCCUGCGACACGCAGCAGCCCGGCUGCCAGAACGCCUGCUACGACAGCACCUUCCCCAUCUCCCACCUCCGCUUCUGGGUCCUGCAGAUCAUCUUCGUCUCUACCCCCAGCCUCGUGUACCUGGGCCACAUCCUGCACCUGGUGCAUCUGGAGGAGAAGGAGCGGCAGCGAGCGGCAGCGCGGGCAGGCGGCGGGGGCAGGCGGCAGCGGCCCCGGCAGCCGCGGCUCCCGGCGGGGGACACGCGGGGACGGGUCUGCAUGCGGGGGGCCGUCCUCAGGACGUACGUCUGCAACAUCGUCUUCAAGGCUCUCUUGGAAGUGGGUUUCAUCGUGGGCCAAUACGCCCUGUACGGCUUCCAGCUGAAGCCCCUCUACACCUGCAGCCGCUGGCCCUGCCCCAACACGGUCAACUGCUACAUCUCCCGGCCCACUGAGAAGACCAUCUUCAUCCUCUUCAUGCUGGGGGUGGCUUGUGUGUCUCUGCUGCUCAACCUGGUGGAAAUCUACCACCUGGGUCUCACUAAGUGCCGGCAGGGGCCAGGCCCCGAGUGCCACACCUCGCCCGGUUCCGGUGGUGCUGCGGGGCCCUGCGGCACCUCCGUCGCCCUGCCCAGCCACGGCAGCCCUACGGAUGCUGGCAGAGCCCCCCAGGGCCUGGCACCGCUGGGGAACAUGGCUGCAUGGCUGGGCGUGGGCGGUGGGUCCCAUGGGAAGGCGCGAGCAGCAGACCUGGCAGUGUGAAUGGGGGCUGCUGGGACGCUCAGGGAUGGGCAAUCCACAGGUGGCCACAGCUGUGGUUCUGUCUCUGGGCCCUGCCAGGCUCUUGGCAUUGACCCCGCCACGCCAAUGCGAGAUGGGCACGGCUCUGGUGCCACGGCUCCCUGCACUCCUGGGAGCAGUGGGACUGAGGGGAGGGCUGCGCUGGGGCAGGGGCCUGUUGGCCCUGUGGGUAGCAAAUAAA
Messenger RNA from Colius striatus (speckled mousebird), 1156 nucleotides. RefSeq names its product gap junction alpha-3 protein-like. The transcript has a single exon. The coding region runs from base 40 to 936 and encodes 298 amino acids. Gene Ontology annotation, cellular component: connexin complex. The record is from RefSeq and is a predicted model, not a curated record. Gene Ontology annotation, biological process: cell communication. Lineage: Eukaryota; Metazoa; Chordata; Aves; Coliiformes; Coliidae.